Exophiala bonariae is the source of this 1626-nucleotide messenger RNA. RefSeq lists its product as uncharacterized. Lineage: Eukaryota; Fungi; Ascomycota; Eurotiomycetes; Chaetothyriales; Herpotrichiellaceae. The record is from RefSeq and is a predicted model, not a curated record. Gene Ontology annotation, biological process: transmembrane transport. The transcript has a single exon. Gene Ontology annotation, cellular component: plasma membrane. Gene Ontology annotation, molecular function: transmembrane transporter activity. Bases 1 to 1626 code for a protein of 541 amino acids.
AUGACAGGCGAACUCCAUCACGAUACCGUGGAAGAUGACCAUACCAUCACGCGGGCUAUUCCUGUCCAAUCAAACCCGGACGAGGCAACUUCCCUAGAUCUCAGCAGGACACCGACAGUACCAAGCAAGAGCCACGACAAGGACCGACCCAAUCUAUACCAUGUCCAAUCAACAAUCUCACACCACGACAUACAGGGUGUCCCAAGCCAUAGCAGUUCAUAUAUCGAGGUCAACGCCGCACAGUACGAACGCUUCAGCAAUCGUCGCAAGGUCCUGAUAACAAGCAUCCUAUCACUAUGUGGCUUCCUCGCACCCAUCUCCUCCACGACCAUCCUCGCAGCCAUCCCUGAAGUUGCUACUACGUAUAACACCACCGGCACCAUCAUCAACCUUUCAAAUGCUCUCUAUCUGAUCUUCAUGGGCAUAUCGCCAUCCUUGUGGGGUCCCCUCUCGACGAUAUAUGGUCGGAGGUGGAUAUGUAUCAUAUCGGCCGCUCUGUUCUUCGCUUUCAGCGUUGGUACCGCGCUGGCGCCCAAUCUUGCCUCGUAUUUUAUUUUUCGAAUGCUCACCGCCUAUCAAGGGACAUCAUUCCUGAUCGUGGGGACCUCUUGUUUGGGGGAUAUAUAUACACCCACCGAACGUGCGACCGCACUCGGUUGGUUUCUUUCUGGGACCCUUAUCGGACCGGCCUUUGGGCCGUUCAUUGGCGGGAUCAUCGUCACAUUUCGCUCGUGGAGAGAUAUAUUCUGGCUACAAGCCGCUCUAGGUGGAUUCGCCACCAUCUUGGUGGUUUUCUUCCUUCCGGAGACGAUCCACGAGAAGAAAAUCGAGGAACUGCGCGAGUUUCCGCGCAAGGAGCGUGCGAGAAAGAUCAUUCAUGGGCUGUCCCCUUUCCGCGUCGCCAUCCUGCUCUUCAGCUAUCCAAAUCUCCUACUGGCCGGUUUGGCAUCCAGCUCGCUCGUGUUCAACAUGUAUUCGUUGCUAACACCGAUCCGAUAUGUGUUGAAUCCACGUUUCCACCUGACCUCUCCCAUCCAGUCUGGCCUAUUUUAUAUCGCGCCCGGCUGUGGUUAUCUGGUCGGAACUUUCAUGGGCGGGCGAUGGGCAGACUACAUGGUCAAGAAAUGGAUUCAGAAGAAAAACAAGCGCGUGCCCGAAGAUCGGCUCCGGUCUUGCUAUGCCUUCAUGGGAGGACUGAUUCCCGUGUGUAUGCUCAUCUACGGCUGGUCUGUCGAUCAAGCGGUCGGCGGUGUUCCUCUUCCCGUUCUCGCCAUGUUCGUCCAAGGUGUCGCGCAGCUAUUCUGCUUCCCCAGCCUCAAUACUUACUGUUUAGAUGUCAUGCAAGCCAAAGGUCUCUCGUCCGAGGUCGUCGCGGGCAAUUACAUGAUCCGGUAUUUCUUUGCCGCGGCGGGUAGUGCUGUCUGUUUACCUGCCAUUCAGAAGGUGGGUGUGGGAUGGUUCUCAACCAUCUCUAGUGGAUUUCUCAUUCUCUCUGCGGUCAGCGUGUGGGCCACGACUGUGUGGGGCGAGAGCUGGAGACAUGCUGUUGAUGCUCGAAAGAAGCGGAGGCGUGCAGCAAAGAAGUCUGAAGGCCAGAAAACUGAGGGUGGAGGGUCUGGUGUGUGA